AACUAGCGGAACUAUAGUGCAGGGUGAGAAGCGGCUGCCCGGAGCUGACAGGUGGGUGCGCGUUUCCGGUGUCCUUCUACUGCCGGGGCUGACAUACAGGAGGGGACACGUGAAAGAGAAGAAGAAGGAUCAUGGCUCAGAACCUGAAGGACUUUGCUGGUCGUCUGCCCGCUGGGCCCCGGGGUCUGGGGACGGGUCUGAAGCUGCUGCUGGGUGCCGGCGCUGUGGCCUAUGCCGUGAAGGAGUCUGUCUUUACAGUGGAGGGCGGUCAGCGAGCCAUCUUCUUCAACCGGAUCGGCGGAGUGCAGCAGGACAAAAUCUUCUCAGAGGGGCUUCACUUCAGGAUUCCCUGGUUCCAGUAUCCAAUUAUCUAUGAUAUCAGAGCAAAACCCCGAAAAAUCUCCUCCCCUACUGGGUCCAAAGAUCUGCAGAUGGUGAACAUCACCCUCCGUGUCCUGUCUCGCCCUCUCGCCGCUGAGCUCCCCCAGUUGUACCAGCGGCUCGGCCUGGAUUACGAAGAGAGAGUCCUGCCCUCCAUUGUUAAUGAGGUGUUGAAGAGUGUGGUGGCCAAAUUCAAUGCCUCCCAGCUCAUCACACAGAGAGCCCAGGUCUCUCUCUUGAUCCGUCGGGAGCUGACAGAACGAGCAAGGGAUUUCAGUCUGAUCUUGGAUGACGUUGCGAUCACUGAACUGAGCUUCAGCAGAGAAUACACGGCGGCCGUCGAGUCCAAGCAAGUUGCUCAGCAGGAGGCACAGCGAGCUCAGUUUUUGGUGGAGAAAGCCAAGCAGGACCAGAAACACAAGAUUGUCCAGGCCGAGGGAGAAGCUACAGCUGCCAAGAUGAUUGGUGAUGCUCUCAGUAAAAACCCCGGCUACUUGAAACUGAGGCGGAUCCGGGCGGCACAGAGCAUAGCAAAGACGAUCGCUGGAUCCCAGAACCGCAUAUACCUGAACGCUGACAACCUGUUCCUCAACCUCCAGGAUGAUGCCUUCACCAGAGGGAGCGACAGUCUCAUAACCCAUAAAGGCAAGAAAUGAUGAACGGGACCAAAACUGCCCAAAACCUCAUGUAAUUUCCCCCAACCCCCUCCCUCCAUCUAUUCAUCUUCACCCCCAGAACGAUCGGAGUCUGCCCCACACACAUUGUUGGGCAGGACACGGGCUGCGCUGACAUUACCCCAGGCUGGAUAACACUGAGUGGAUUGUGUCCCCGGAAAAAGGCGACGCAAUUAUGUGAACUUUAAUAAAAAAUAAUAAUUCUGAUA
This is a messenger RNA of Bufo gargarizans (Asiatic toad), 1264 nucleotides long. It is a transcript of the gene PHB2, whose product is annotated as prohibitin 2. Gene Ontology annotation, cellular component: mitochondrion; membrane. The record is from RefSeq and is a predicted model, not a curated record. Gene Ontology annotation, biological process: mitochondrion organization. NCBI's taxonomy places the organism in Eukaryota, Metazoa, Chordata, Amphibia, Anura, Bufonidae. Bases 132 to 1037 code for a protein of 301 amino acids. The transcript is spliced from 11 exons.